CAAUGGAAUUUCUAAAGCAUGAAAUAGGCGAAUUCACCCCAGAUGCAAAAACUGAAUCAAGUAUUCGACGUUCAGCAGAACUUUAUAUAACUACAAAUCCUGUAUUCAAAGCAGAGCGUGAGGAUAUCACACGACAACGACUAGUGUUUGCCGCAAUUGUAGGUGAUCACUACGAUGUCCUUUUCAAUGGAACGAGUAAUGAACGUGGUCCUUUGUGGGAGGAGAUUCGCUUAUUUAUGAUUGAGAAUGGGGCAGCAACAUUAGUUGAUAAAGACUGGAAAUAUACGGGCAGUUGUUAUUGGCAGAAUAUUCGAAAGGAGUCAAUUCGACGCAUGGCAAAAAUGAAAAUAGGUACGGUAAAACAGGCAAGACCUGGACAACUUGAAUUGGAUCGCCUUGUCAGCACUAUUAUCGAAAAACGUGGGCCAGGCUCGAAACAGUUAUAAAUCACUACG
Messenger RNA from Meloidogyne enterolobii, 455 nucleotides. The record is from the annotation of a GenBank genome assembly. Lineage: Eukaryota; Metazoa; Nematoda; Chromadorea; Rhabditida; Meloidogynidae.